AUGACAAAGGCAGAAUUCUGCUUCGGAAACAUUCUAUUCGGGACAUUCGGUCUCGUCCUGACGACAUGUGGCGUCGCACUUAUGUGGGAAUACAUGGAAGACUGGGCGGGCGGAAUUGAAGGCGGCUUCGACAAUCCUGGCUCGAGUGAAUAUGGCAACUUUCACGUUUUAUUUAUGCUUUUUGCCUUUUUCCUUCCCUUUGCCAUCGGAGCGGCUUCAUUCAGGCUUUUUACGUUUGUUGACCGCUCGAUUGCCAAGAUUUUUCACGCUGUCUUCAAUACAAUCGGCUUGGGCGGAGCUAUCGCUGGAUUUUAUAUUGAAUACGACACGAUCGAGAUCAAUGGCUACGACCAUUUCAACUCCGCGCAUACUUACAUGGGCUUGCUCACUCUUGCCCUGUACCUUUUCCAGUGGAUUUCGGGACUCGUUCUCUUCGCCAUCUGUAUCCCGUUCAAGGGAACUGUAAUGAGCGCCAUCAAGAAGGGCUGGCUGCCGAUUCACCGGCUCAUUGGCCAGGCGCUCUUUUUGUUCUUGAGCGUGACGAUCGUUUUGGGAAUGAUGAUGAAGUUCGUCUACACUGGAUUCAUGGCCGACCCCGACCAGUUCCGACUCUCGAACAUUGUCAUGUCCUACUUCGUCGUCGGCGUUUGCACUUACGGAACUUAUCUCAUCACCGGUAUUUUCCAACGAAAAGAAAAAAGCCAAGCUUCAACAGCUUCUUCGGCCGCUUAUGUGGAAACAAACGAUGCUUUUUCGCCGGAUACAACAGUGAAGAUCUAA
Messenger RNA from Oikopleura dioica, 780 nucleotides. NCBI's taxonomy places the organism in Eukaryota, Metazoa, Chordata, Appendicularia, Copelata, Oikopleuridae. The record is from the annotation of a GenBank genome assembly.